AUGGCGGCUUAUGGUGCAUCGGUUUCUCUUAAGAAUACAAUUCAGCGUCUUCUACAAUCGUCUCGUAUUUCGCUGGUUCCUCCCUCUCUACAAAUCUUACAAUCCGCAAACGAAUCCAUGUGCCGUCUACAAAAAGUUAUGCUAAUAUUAGACGGCACCAGCUGCAGAAAGAUCAGGGCGAAGGUGAAUGAUUUGGAUGAACGAAUCAAAGAGGUCGUAUGGGAAUUCGAAGAUUUACUAGAAUCCCUUUUCACGGAUCAGAUUCUUCCACAGCUCGAAAGGUCAUCGAGAGGUGUGAGAGAUGGCUUGUCUUUCUCUGUAGAUCUGCAGAGUCUGCGGCAGAGUGUUGAUUGCUUUGUCGAGAGGUUGGAGGUGAUGGAGGUGGAGUAUUUUACUGAGCUGGUGAAUAUGCCUGAAGAAGAAGGUGAACUUCUUUCCUCAAGAAUUGAUUUUGGUGGAAUCAAUUCAAAUAUGGUUGGAUUAUCUGAUGAAUUUGAACGAGUCAAGGAUUAUUUGAUCAAUGAUAGAGGGAAUCGGUUGUUAGUUAAUGGGAUGGCCGGGGUUGGAAAGACAACUCUUGUUAAGAAAGUAUUUGACGAUCCGUUGAUUCAAAGACGUUUCGAGAAUCGAGCAUGGAUCAAAGUGGGCAGAAAAUGUGAAUCCGGUGAAAUUUUACGAUGCAUUCUAGCUCAAGUGGAUCCUAACACUCGCGACCAAAUUCUUACCCAAGCAGACGACAAUGACGACCGAAUAUUAGUUGGACUCUUGAAAGAGAGAUUGAAGGAUAAGAAAUGUCUCAUUGUGUUUGAUGAUGUAUGGGAAUGGGACACACGAGUGAUGUAUAACUUGCCUGAAGAGAAUGUCCGGAUCUUAAUCACAAACAGACUAAGAAUUGAUGAAUUGAAUAAUCUUGCUACUAAGGGUACGUUACGCUUGCUGAAUAUAGAAGAAAGUAUGAAAUUACUUGGCGAGAGGGUGUUUGGUGAAAAGGGGUUCCCUUCUGACCUUGAAAAAUUGGGUGAGAAGAUCGCCUACAAAUGUGAAGGUCUUCCACUUAUGAUAGUCACAGUUGCAGAGCUUCUAUCCAAAGAAGACAUGACCCAACCAUACUGGACCGAGGUAGUUGAAAAGCAGCAAAAUUCAGUCUUUGUGGAAGCAUAUAAUCAAAUAUCAGAGGUACUUUUCCCAAACUAUGACUAUCUACCUCAAUAUUUUAAAAUGUUUUUUCUCUAUGUGGGCGCUUUCCCUCCAUAUAGUGAUAUCGAAAUACACAACCUUUUUGAUCGGUUAAGUGCUGAGGGGUUUCUUGAACCAAUUGGAGAACAAACUUUGGAAGACUUCAUGGUCGAAUGCUUGGUUGUGCUUGCUCACAAGUAUCAUCUUGACUCGGAUUACGCGUGCAUUCAUGUUGGCAGCACUUGUGUAAGAAAGAAGCUAGUAAGAUCAAGUUUUUGCAUGUUUUACAAAGUUGUGAUGACGUUGUGA
Messenger RNA from Salvia hispanica, 1485 nucleotides. Its product is annotated as putative late blight resistance protein homolog R1A-10. The record is from RefSeq and is a predicted model, not a curated record. Gene Ontology annotation, molecular function: ADP binding. Gene Ontology annotation, biological process: defense response to other organism. Lineage: Eukaryota; Viridiplantae; Streptophyta; Magnoliopsida; Lamiales; Lamiaceae.